Messenger RNA from Coregonus sp. 'balchen', 4090 nucleotides. Lineage: Eukaryota; Metazoa; Chordata; Actinopteri; Salmoniformes; Salmonidae. The record is from the annotation of a GenBank genome assembly.
CGAAGGAACAGGAAGUGUUAGCCACAGCUAGCCAGUCAGACAAGACAAAAACAGCCUGAUAUCAAACAUGCUUGCUGAUAGUGAUUUCGUAAAUCUACGAAACAGAUUCAAGAAAGAUGCUGAACUUCUCAUGCAAGGGUUUUCAGCAGGUGACCGCAACGAAAAGAGUAAGUAAAGUUAACUGCAGACGUCCAAUUUGUAAGUCGCUCUGGAUAAGAGCGUCUGCUAAAUGACGUAAAUGUUAGCCAUUAAAAUACGCUCGUAGCUUGCACAGAGAACUGAGUUUCACGAAAGUAACAAAUCAAUGAAUGAAUCGUAAAUAACUUAUUUGUACUGUCGUUGCCUAUCAUAUUCAACUUUCCCAUUUCUAAUUGCGAUUAAUGUAACUAACUACUAGCUAGCUUGCUAAAGUCGAGGCUAUCUAGCAUGUCAUUUUUCUGUAAGGAAAAUCUUAGCUACGUCUAGCUAGGAUUGUCUCGAAUAUCAAGUACAUUCAGGGUUGCCAGGUCAAACAAAUGUCUAACCAUAUGACCUCUGAACCUGCCCAAAAGGCAUAAAACUAGCCCAAAUGUGUGUUUUCGCAGCAAGAGAGGAGUUGCCACAUUUAUCCAAUAAACCCUUUUUCAUAACGUAAUCGAGCGAAUUAAGAAGGAAUAUCGACGUAUGCGAAGAAGCAGAAUUCGGUUUUCCAUCAAUUAUCAUUCUUGCGAGUUAAAGAAUAUUGCAAGAGAAAAUAUAAAUUGCGCUUAUUAAACUCUCCAGAUCAUUUCCCGUCAAUUUAACCUGUUUUGACUUAUGAUUAAGCAAUAAGGCCCGAGGAGGUGUGGAAUAUCAACCAGUGCUCUUCACGCACACACACCCCCUCCGGCCCUCCCCACCAUUCACUCGCUCAGUAACAGCCUGCUCACUGCCUCAUAGCAGCAGCAGGUAACAUAAAUAUAAUGCCAUGGCGGCCGCCGUGCAGUUUAGAAGUAGCCCAAAAACCCUCCACCUGCGACCAAUACAUUUUUCACCCUCUACAUCGUUUUCAAAGUAGCCCAAUUUCAGGAAAACUGCUUCUCCGUAGCUAGCUAGGUAUCUAGUUAGUUAAAUGUAAAAACUGUCGAUUUCACAAGUUAAAAAAGGAACGGAAAGGAAUUAUUUUAAACCGGUACUAAUUUCUGGUUUGAACCAGUUCAGAGCUUUAAUAUGUGGGUCGAAACGAUUGGAAAAUAAUUUCAGUUCCAACCGCUACUCCAUAACAACCAUUUUUGUUUGCCAUAGCAACCUUCCAAUCAAAUUAACAACCAGUGAACCUUGGCUGGAAACAAUGCUAAUCGAACGAACGACCAGACGGCUUGGGUAGCAACCUCGGGACUAUAUCCUCGUGGAAGGAUGAAAUAGUAUGAAUACAUUCAUCAAAAUAACAUUUUUUAUGAAAAUGUCAAUCAUUAUUUUAAUGUUUCUAACAGUUAUUUGUCUCGGACCUAACAACACGGGCCAAUAUAUCCUCCAAACCACGGCUUCACUUAAAUAUAGCCAACAUACAGGAGGUCCAGUAAGCAGAUUUGACAACAGAGAGAACAAUUGUCUUAUCUUCAGGCUCAAACUGGGCAACAUGCCACUGAUUCUUGAUUGUUUUGACUGUGCAAAUGCUGUGUCAGCACUGCAGCAACAUGAUAGUUUCAGACUAUACUUCUGGACCAUACUCAAGACUCAGCCCAGUGCUUGCGUAAACUGAUAUGCAUUAAAAGAAACAGCAGACCCAACAUUGGCUGGAUGGUUCAGUACAUGGUAUUCUUUUACACUGGCAAUAUUUUAUGCAACAUUAUUCAUGUGAAAUAUUCCCUUAUUUUUGAAUACUAUUAAAUUACCCUUGAAGUUGCUAUUUGAGCUGUCUAGUAUGAGACAGCUGCAUCUUGGUUGGCCUGAUUUUCAAGUAAAGGAGAUUUUUGUUCCAACCCCAGUGCACUGGGUUCAUACCUGAGACAGACCUCGCAGCUUGUCCACUUCCCCAGCCAACUGCUGUCUCUGAUACAUUUAAUCAACUGCUAAAUUAUAGAGAUUAAUAGGCUUUCCAAAAAAUUAUCUUAUCGCCUACUGCCCCUCGUGCUAUCUGUUUCAUCUUGAAAUAUCUUGAACCUUAAAAGGUGCGGAUUGGCCACCUUCUGUUCUCAUUCUGUUGUAAAUUCAAUCUAGUUUUAUAACCCCUUGGCAGACUGACGCUAUUCAUCAUUAAACUCAAUGAUAAUAAUAAUAAUAAUAUGCCAUUUAGCAGACGCUUUUAUCCAAAGCAACUUACAGUCAUGUGUGCAUACAUUUUUACUUAUGGGUGGUACCAGGGAUCGAACCCACUACCCUGGCGUUACAAGCACCAUGCUCUACCAAUUGAGCUACAGAGGACUGUAGCCUAGGCUAUCAUCAUACAUAGGCCUAGCUAGAUUGUGUGGCACCCUUCAACAAAUCUCUAAACACUAAACUGUGAGAGCAAUUACACACAGUCACUGUAGGCCUUUGCUGUUUCUUUUGAGAAAUCAACUGAAUAAGUGAUGAUAUAGGCCUACUGCAUUACCAGUGACCAUGGCAUUUUGUCUCAAACCUGCAGGUCAAGAAGAGAAAGAUGCCAAACCACUCUCUCGGAUCAACCGCCAUUCCGUGUUCUGGAUUGUGGCGUCUGUUGGGUUGACUUACUAUUUUGACUUCCUCCGGGUCCUCAUGGAGAAUGAGGAUAUCAAAAGGUGAUGAAAAAAUAUUUUGUACGCAAAUCAAUCCAGCUAGUUUGAAAAGAGUGUGUGUGUGUGUAUGCCUUUGCAGUAGGUCAUCUGUGAUUAGUAGGCUAAUCAAAUGGGUUGUUAGCCUGGAUCCAGACUUGAGAAUUUAGUUUCUGGAUUUUCUCUUAUUGAAGUGAUUUCCACUGGCCAGAAAAUAUCCAAUAUUUGGUCUUAAGUUACUAAGGUGUAGAUUGGUCAAUGUAAUUGGAAAAGUCCCAAAUAUUGUGCUUAUUUGGUCUUUUUUGGUUAGGCACAUUUUAUUCAUGCAGGAUUAUCUUAAUACUCAAUGUUUGCAGAAACGCAUUUAUGAUUACUGCAUUUCCCGAAGAAUCAAACCUCAAGUUCCUGUCAUGUAUUUGCUGCUUAUGUGUUUUGUUUUCCAGCUGGUGGUUCAAUGUUGGUGUGAUACUGUUGGGAAUAUGCCUAUCUUUGGCCACAUUUUGCAUCGUAUACCUGGAGUGGUUCAAGGGCAUAAAGCACUACGACCAGGAAUACCCUGCUAUUGCCCCUAUCACCACAGCAGCCUUCAUUGCAGCAUCAUGCAGGUAAUACUCUUUCAAUGACAUUUACAUCCUCAAAACUGACAUGGGAUGUGUUUCUAACAUAAAGUAUGUUUUUGCCGACUUUAACUUACGCCUCUUGUAGAAGUGCAGAGUGCUUUAUUUUACGAAUGUCAUUAGUUCAUGCAUAGAAGAUUAACCGUCAAACAUACAUUUUUAUAAUAGUUACUCUCUUGUGGCUGGGUUGUGCAAAUAAAUAAUAUAUUACUUUAGCUGCGAAGGCUGUAGGAAACCCACCCCUGAACUUUGCAAAAAGUAACAAAAGGGCUUACAAAAGAGAUGAUUUUCUUGUUCAUCCUCAACAGUGGAUUCAAGUGAGAAAAUAAGAAAUGAAUCUCUCUUUUUUGUUGUUGAGUUCUCCAACUCCUCUCUGCCUGAAAUUAUUCCUUUUGGAAGUUUUUCCUUGGGUAAGCCCUUUUUGUUGGAUUUUUGUCAUUGUUGUCGAGCACUCCUCCUAGUUUUCUUUGUUUGCUGUAGCACGGCAGCCUUCCUGAAAUCUUCGCAAAAAAGUACCUUAAUAUUCCUUAAAGCAUACCCUGUUACUGAUCUAUGUGAAUGGAUACACAUGGCAUAGCUAGCUAGCUACAUAAUGCUUUUGGUUAGUAAGUUGUUAGCCUAUUUUACAAUAUCACCAAUGGUGAUCAGAAUGAUUUUGGUCAAGCACAUUUUUUAUUUAUUCUCCCCAGUUUUAAUAUAGCUCUGUGGCCUGUGUGGUCGUUCCUCACCCCCGUCCUCCUGUUUACCCAGUUCAUGGGAGGUGUUAUGCUCAUAUCGAUGCUC